UACGCUUAUCAGCUCCGAUUUAUUUUAAUCGGUGAUAGUACUGUUGGCAAAUCAUCGUUAUUAAGGCAAUUUAGCGAUGGAAAAUUUUUCGAUUUUUGUGAUCCAACUGUUGGUGUCGAUUUUAACGCACGGAUUGUUAAUAUCGGAAAUAAUAUAAACAUAAAGUUACAGUUGUGGGAUACUGCUGGUCAAGAAAGAUUUCGUUCCAUUACUAGAUCGUACUAUCGUAACUCAGUAGGUUGUUUAUUGGUUUACGACAUUAGUAACAGGGAUACUUUUGAUCAUUUGCAUUCGUGGUUGGAAGAAGCCAAAUGCUUCUCCGAGCCACAUGGACUGAUUUUUAUAUUGAUUGGGUGUAAAUGUGACCUGGAAAAAGAGCGCCAAGUAUCUGUAGAAGAGGGGAAAAAAUUUGCCCAAGUUAAUGAAAUGCAAUUUUUAGAGGCAUCCGCCAAGAUCAAACACAAUGUCGAUCAAGCAUUUUCAACUUUGGCUCGUGAUAUUUAUAAACUUAUUCAAAAAGGCCUGCUAUCUCCUAAAAGUGGCUGGGAUGGUAUUAAACCUGGU
Messenger RNA from Trichoplax adhaerens, 564 nucleotides. RefSeq lists its product as uncharacterized. The record is from RefSeq and is a predicted model, not a curated record. The transcript has a single exon. Lineage: Eukaryota; Metazoa; Placozoa; Uniplacotomia; Trichoplacea; Trichoplacidae. Gene Ontology annotation, molecular function: GTP binding; GTPase activity. The annotation marks the transcript as partial. Gene Ontology annotation, cellular component: Golgi membrane.